GAAUGGAAAACAAUCUCUAAAUAAUGGAAUCUUUCUAGAUAAGGGGAUGAAAAGAGUGGGGAGUGCAAGUUCCAGCUCAUACGAAACUAGGAGAUCCAAAAGAUGACGUGUAAAUCAUAUUCCUCCUAAUAUCAUGCCAUUCAUGCAGAUAUGGCAAUCACUAAACCCCCCGAAGAUUUAAAUUUCCACUCACCUAACCGAACGCACCACAAUUACAGCUUCUUCUCUGCUCCAUUUUCGCCCAUUGAAAUAACGGCCCACUGAUUCUCGUAAUCCCGUUCAAGAAAAAAAAAGGCAACAAUCCCUCCGACAUGGAAGCCGCUGCUGCAACUCCGAUGGAACCCAUGGAUGUGGAAGAAGCCUCCAAACUGCAACCCAAGGGAUUUGGGAUCAACAAGUACACCUUAAUUUGCUCCAUUUUGGCCUCCACCAACUCCAUUUUGUUGGGCUACGAUAUUGGAGUAAUGAGUGGGGCUGUGCUCUACAUCGAAGAGAAUCUCAAAAUCUCAUCCACCCAAGUGGAAAUCCUUGUGGGGUCGCUAAACGUACUCUCUCUAGUCGGCUCUCUCGCUUCCGGCCGGACCUCUGAUUCAAUCGGCCGGCGAUACACGACAUUCCUCGCAUCCACCACGUUUCUAAUCGGCGCGUUGUUAAUGGGUCUUGCCCCAUCUUUUCCUCUUCUCCUAGCCGGUCGUAUGAUCGCUGGCGUCGGCGUCGGUUACGCCCUCAUGAUCGCCCCUGUCUACACGGCGGAGCUCUCUCCGGCCACAUCCCGCGGCCUUCUCAGUUCAUUCCCGGAAAUCUUCAUCACGUUCGGUAUUUUACUGGGCUACAUCAUCAACUAUGCUCUGUCCGGCCUGCCACCGCACAUCAACUGGAGAAUCAUGCUCGGAAUCGCCGGAAUACCAGCGCUGGGCGUCGGAUUGGGCGUUCUGACAAUGCCCGAAUCCCCACGUUGGUUAGUCAUGAAGGGCAAAUCGGAAGAAGCCAAAAAGGUGUUAAUCAAAAUCUCCACCAACGAAAUCGAAGCAGAGGAGAGACUGAAGUCAAUAACCGAAGCCGUAGCCGCAGCCGCGCCCGGCGGCAAAUGGAACGGACAAGGGGUUUGGAAGGAACUACUGAUAAAACCCACAAAGCCAAUCCGCCGAAUACUAAUAGCCGCCAUCGGAAUCAACUUCUUCAUGCAAGCAUCAGGAAACGACGCCGUAAUGUACUACUCACCGGAAGUAUUCCGCGCAGCCGGAAUCCAGCGAAAACGGCAUCUGUUCAGCGUGAACGUGGUAAUGGGCGUUACAAAGACCUGCUUCGUUCUAUUCUCGGCACUGUACCUAGACCGAUUGGGAAGGCGGCCGCUUUUACUAGUGGGGUCAGCCGGGAUGACAGUGGCGCUAGGCUUACUAGCCCUGGGCUCAAAAGCAAUGGAAAUGGGAAAAGGCAGGCCAACAUGGGCCGUAGUAUUGAGCAUAGUAGCAUUAUGUGGAGACGUGGCAUUAUUUUCAAUUGGGCUUGGGCCGAUAGCGUGGGUGUACUCAUCGGAGAUAUUCCCGAACAGGAUGAGGGCGCAGGGGUCGAGCCUGGCGGUAUCAGUGAACAGAUUGGUGAGCGGAGUGGUAUCGAUGACAUUUCUGAGCAUAUCAGAAGAGAUUACGUUUGGAGGCAUGUUCAUGGUGCUAUCGGGAAUAAUGGCACUGGGUACCCUCUUCUUUUACUUCUUUUUGCCAGAGACUAAAGGAAAAAGCUUGGAGGAGAUGGAGGUCCUGUUCCAGGACAAGGACACAAACAGUACUACGCCUGUGCAGAUUGAAGAGACAUUGUAGUCCUCCUCCUCCUCUACCUCUUCCCUUAAUUUCUUCAUCACUUUAUGUUCAUGUUUUGCGUAGCAUUGUGGAUCAUCAUGGAUGAGCUGAUGAACUGAUGAGCUCUCAUAGGAUCAAAGUUCAUUGUUUAUUAUUAAGAUGAGCAUAGCUUAGUUGGGCUUAAA
Messenger RNA from Cucurbita maxima (winter squash), 1981 nucleotides. RefSeq names its product probable polyol transporter 6. The coding region runs from base 312 to 1817 and encodes 501 amino acids. Gene Ontology annotation, cellular component: membrane. The record is from RefSeq and is a predicted model, not a curated record. NCBI's taxonomy places the organism in Eukaryota, Viridiplantae, Streptophyta, Magnoliopsida, Cucurbitales, Cucurbitaceae. Gene Ontology annotation, biological process: transmembrane transport. The transcript has 2 exons. Gene Ontology annotation, molecular function: carbohydrate transmembrane transporter activity.